Acanthosepion pharaonis is the source of this 3096-nucleotide messenger RNA. Lineage: Eukaryota; Metazoa; Mollusca; Cephalopoda; Sepiida; Sepiidae. The record is from the annotation of a GenBank genome assembly.
AUGCUCAGUAUCACCUGUGGUCACCGACACUCAACCACACGAGUUGGCAUGUCCUUCUUCACAGUAGUCCAUGCUAAUUUGAUCUGCCCACAACCCCUACCUCAUGUGACCAGCUUUUCCUACUUUAAUGGUCAGGAAUCAGUUGUGGAAGAGGAGCGUCAAGUUUUGUUACCAAAAAAGCAGAAAAAGAUAAAUAGGACAGAAGUCGUCGGUUCUUUGUAUGAAAGUUCAUCGCUGAAAACUUUAGGAUUUAAAUAUAAUGGUAUGGAUCAUGCAAGUGCCCAAAACAAUCCAGAAAGUGCUACAAAUGUAAAGAGAACUACAAUAUUACCUGCAACUGUAGAAAAUUAUUUAGCAGUUGAAGAUGAUCCAGUUAAAACAUCCAAACUUAAGAAGAAAGAUCAAAUAAAUGAAGCUACCUCUGAGCAGAAUCAUUCUUUGGCAUAUGACAAUAAGAGACCUAUUGAAAAAUUAUCUGAUGAUGACUCUUCUGCCAAAGAACCUGAGAAGAUUUAUCCUGAAAGCAAACGAAAUAAAGUGUCAGAAGAAGCCAAAGAGAAAAUAUCUGUUCUUCCAAGGAAACGUGGACGACCACCACUGUCUAGUAAAUUAAAGGCUCUUAAGUCGGUCAAACGUCGGGGUCGACCACCAUUGCUUGGGGCAUUGAAAGCUAAAUUACAGCAGAGAGCAGUGAAAUCUCAGCGGACUUACGCCAAACACAAACUUCCAUCUGCAUCAUCCAAUCUUCCCAAACGACGUGGUAGGCCGCCCAAGAAUCCAAAUGCACCUUCUUUAGUGUCCGCUCCCAAACCUAAAAUCCCCAAACUGACUGAUGAGGAAUUACUCAAAGUGAAGCUGAACAUCCCGAGGAGGCGUGGCCGACCAAGUAAAGCAGAGGCAAUGUUGCGAGAAAUGGCUGUAGCCCAUUUGGCUGCAGCUGAGAAAGCCAACACUGAUGCUGGCGAAGUCAAUAUUGGCCUCGGCCUCACUAUCAGGCCAAGGCCAGCGAGGAAACAAAGCUCCGCUUCACGGCACCACUGCCAACGUCAACAACCCGUGUCUGCAGAAGAUACAGGAUCAUAUACAACCAAAAAAAUAAAGACGGAACCUGUUUCUUCAGAAGAGUCUACAUCAGGUGAUGUAACUGUAGCUAUCAAUAAUUUGGAGAAAGAUGUUAAAGUUGAAACCAGUACAGAAAUAUCAGAAGAUAGUUUAACACCUGCUACAUCAUCAGCGUUUGAUAAUGGGCAACGCAAAAGAAAACCUAUUAAAAAGUAUGUAAAGACUGAUCCCGAUUAUGUUAACAAUAGGAAAUAUGCAUAUAAUAGGACUGAGGACACUACAACUGAAGUUAAUGUAACAAAGGACAGUGCUGAGGAUGAAAAUGGGAAUGUGCCUGCAAAUCGCAGCCGUCCCCUUCUCUUGAGAAAUGUCAAAAAGAAUAGUAAACCCUUACCAACAUUCACAGAUUCUGAAGACUCUGAAGUCGAAGAAUCUAAUGAUGUGGAAUACAAAACUCCAAAGCAGCGAGUGACUAUAGCGAAAGUGAAGCCUACUAUGAAGAUAUGCAGGCCUGUAAAUGUUCCCCCUACUGGCCAGUUGAUGCCACCGAUUUACAAUGUGCCUCGAGUUUUGUUGCCACCCAGCAUCAAAGACACUGGAAUCCCUUGCAAAAUGUGUGGAAAGGUUCACACUCGGGAUCACUUUUUUAAGUAUAUGGAAUUAAAGUCUACUGAUCAACCACACCGUUGUCCACUCUGUGGCCAAUAUUUCACAUGGAGUUGUCUGUUCAUUGAACACAUGAGAAGCCAUCCAGAGAACACUGCUCAGUACCGGUGUGAAUACUGUAAUGCUGUCUCUCGGAAGAUCUCAGCUUACUUCAACUGCCGGAUCACGCAUUCUCCACCUUCCCCAGAAUGGCUUGAACUACAAAAGACAUGUGAUGAGUAUCUUGCCACUUUGAAUGCAGCAAAAGAGAAGAAAAAUAAUCGGUAUACUAAAAUGAUUACAAACAAAGUUGUGAAACCUGAAGUGAACACUUCAGCAACAGUAUCUAAAAAUAAUUCUGUGAAUGUGAAUGAAGCAAAGGAUAAAAAUGCUCACUUUCCUAAUCCUAAAAUAACCCCAAACAAAGUUGUCAAGACUGAAGUAAGUAGCAAAACAAUAGAAACUAAAGAUUAUCUUGUAAAUGUGAAUGAAGCAAAAGAUAAAAAAAAUGCUCGAUGUAAUAAGAUAACACCAACCAAAGUUGUUAAGCCUGAAGUAAGUAAUACAACAGCAGAAAUUAAAGAUGUGCAAGAAAAACUUCAGAUGAAUGUUGGAAAAACAAAAAGCAGAAGUUCUGGACGAAAGAACCUCACCUCCAAAAAACCAUUUGAGUGUAAAGUAUGCCGAAAGACAUUUCUUACUUUUGAUUUCCUCACAAAACACAAACAACUGCACAAAUCAAAGCGUCCUUACUCCUGUAAGAAAUGUGGCAAGCGAUUUGCUACCCGGGCAUACUUUACAGUACACAAGCGCACCUACCACAGCGAUAGUGAGAAAACACUCAAAUGUGAAGUGUGUGGAUUAGUCUUCUCCUACAUUCUUGCUUACAACAAUCACCUAAAUCGGUUAGGACAGUUGUCAGAAGAGGAACACCGAAAGCGGUCACUGCAGCCUCAUGUCUGCCAUAUCUGUCAGCGAGGGUUUAAGAUCAAACAGUCUUUGGUAAACCAUGUGCGCACACACACAGGAGAACGGCCAUUCAUCUGUGAAGUUUGCAACAAGGGUUUUACCCAAACUGGCAGCCUUGACAGACAUCAGCGUAUUCACCAGCGAGACACUCGGGAGAAACCUCGGCGUCAAGAGAAGAACUAUUCGUGCAAACCAUGCAAGAAAACCUUUACUUAUGAAAUGGCAUAUCAUAAUCACAUGAGAAGUCACUUGGAAGAGAAUAGGUUUUCCUGCGACUUUUGUGAACAAAGCUUUCCAACUGCUCAACUUUUGAAAACUCAUAAACACAAUGAGCAACGUCCAUUUAAAUGCAAAAACUGUGGACGGUGUUACAAGCUAAAACAAUCACUCACAGAACAUAAACGAGUUUGUAGUUGCUAA